Coprinopsis cinerea okayama7#130 is the source of this 957-nucleotide messenger RNA. RefSeq lists its product as hypothetical. The transcript has 3 exons. NCBI's taxonomy places the organism in Eukaryota, Fungi, Basidiomycota, Agaricomycetes, Agaricales, Psathyrellaceae. Bases 1 to 957 code for a protein of 318 amino acids. The record is from RefSeq and is a predicted model, not a curated record.
AUGAUAUUGACACUUUCUUUGGUGUCCCCCACCGCCUUUCCUUCCCUAUCCCCACCAUCAUCCUCCUGGACCGUCGCUUCCUGGUCCCGGACAACCAUAGGCCUUAUAGCCAUUGAAUCCCAGUCCUAUAUCAAGCUAGAGAGCCCAGGGCCAUUUGCGACGACAGCCAGAAUGAGAACCAAGCCAACGACGAAUGAGAGGGGGCUCCAGAAACUUCCUUGGUUUUCCGAGUCCCAAUUCUCGCCGCAACCCCCGCAACAACAACCGGUAAUGCAUUGGACCUCGUCCACCACCGCAGCCCCAGGUCCUCAGUACCGCCUAGAUAACUGGCCAUAUCCCCUGGCAUCCUCCUUCUGCACCAUGGAUCACUUCUCCGACCCAGUUGCCCCUUCGACGUCGCAUCCACCAGCCCUCCAAGGGUCGCGCAAUAUUUCCUUGCCGCCACAGACCGACGAAAGGUUGAAAAUCAACCGCUUGUUGGAGGGUGGCCCUGUCCCUCCCAUCCAAUGGAACAUCAACGAGCCGGCCAUGUUUGCGGAAUGUCCCAACUACCAUCCGGAAGGCCCGUACGACGAUUGGCGGUCGAGCCCAGCCAUGAUGCCCUCGGACGUCCCCUCGGUCGAUAUACGGUGUUCGGCGUUCGACAAAGAUCUCGUGGUCUUCCCAUCCGAAUCGAAUGCGGCCUACGUGACCAUAAUGGACGUCUUACAUGCCGUUCAUUGCGCCCAACGCAAGAGAACCAAUCUCGACGGCGAGCGAAUGUCUUCCCAAUGGGGCAACUCGCGUUCAGCGCGCCAAGACCAGUCACAACUCGCUGCUGAACUGCGUCCUCCGAACCGGGACCCCAGACAUUGCCUGAGUUUCUCGGAGCAUUCAAGGAGCGAACUCCGGCUGCCUGGUAGGAUUUCGUCCAGGAGGAUUAACCACCGAUUCGUACUCCCGUCCCACGACAUAUAG